AUGGACCCAGGCAUUCCUUCAGAACCUCCCUCCUGCUCUCUCAAGGGCAAGACUGCCAUCGUGACGGGAGCAGGCUGUCUGGGUGAUGGAAUCGGCAACGGGCGAGCAAUUUCAAUUUUGCUUGCUGACGAUGGCUGCGAUGUACUCUGUGUCAACCUCAAUAUCGAGUGGGCGAAGAAGACCGUCGAGAUGAUAGCAUCUAAACCCGGACGCGGAGAAGCCCUGCCGUUCUGCGCGGAUGUUGCGUCAAUGGAAUGUUGCAAGGCAGUAUUACACUACGCAAUGGAACAGUUUGGUGGCUUGGACAUCUUGGUGAACAAUGUCGGGGUCGCAGGCGCGUCAGGGACUGCCGUGGAUGUGGAUAUGGCAGAAUGGGCGAAACGUUGCUGGGCUGAAGGGGGGACGCCGCAUUUGCUAUAUCCGACGGCCAAGGGCGCGGUGGUCAACUUGACACACGCGAUGGCAGCCCAUCAUGCCUCGGAGGGAAUUCGAGUCAACUGUGUGUGUCCGGGAAUGCUCUAUACCCCGAUGAUGUAUGGAAACGGCAUGAGCGAGGAAGCUCGUGAGGCGCGCCGUAAGCGGAGUUUGCUAGGCACUGAAGGAAAUGGUUGGGAUUGUGCUGGUGCCGUGGUGUUUCUGGCGGGUCCUCAUGCGCGGUGGAUGACUGGAGUGAUUCUUCCGGUCGAUGCAGGGACGACAGCCGCAGUGGGGAUUGGAAUGUCGAAGAGCGCCAGCGUCAAUGGAUAA
Messenger RNA from Penicillium alfredii, 747 nucleotides. Its product is annotated as SDR family NAD(P)-dependent oxidoreductase. The coding region runs from base 1 to 747 and encodes 248 amino acids. The record is from RefSeq and is a predicted model, not a curated record. The transcript is spliced from 3 exons. NCBI's taxonomy places the organism in Eukaryota, Fungi, Ascomycota, Eurotiomycetes, Eurotiales, Aspergillaceae. Gene Ontology annotation, molecular function: oxidoreductase activity.